Messenger RNA from Symbiodinium natans, 2322 nucleotides. NCBI's taxonomy places the organism in Eukaryota, Dinophyceae, Suessiales, Symbiodiniaceae. The record is from the annotation of a GenBank genome assembly.
AUGCCCGCAAGCAAGCCCUCCGAGAAACAGACCUCUGAGAAGGCCUCCAAGAAAGCACCACUGCCGCCGCUGAAAGUAAGUGCGUCCUCUGAUGUGACAAUCAGCGGCAUCAUCGCGGGCGAGUACGUGCCAGACUCCACGAACCACGGGAAAGUGGUGUAUAAGAGGAAGGAGAAGUCCCAAGGGAUAGAUGUGCUGAUUUAUUUCUGGGACGAGCGGGACGGCCCUGAGCUCUGCGGCUGGUGGUUCGGCCCUAAAGUGGGGGGCGACCAGGUGUGGGCCUACCACCCCAGCUGCACUGCGGGCACACCCCCGGCCUCACAGUGGAAUGUCCCGCACGACGGCCCGAUUGAUCAGGCUUUCUCCAUCUCUGCCAUUCGACCUGCGACUAACAGCAGCAAGCGCGCAUCCUCAACGGCAAAGGCGGAAAAGCCUGUGCCUGAAGCUGCGUCCAAGAAGCAGCGCACGGCAGAGGUGCAGAAAAAGGACAAGGCCGAGAAGAGCACUGCGCGAAAAGCCAGCCAAUCGAAGAAGCAGGUAACUGUCGAGUCUUCCAGCGAGGAUGAGGAAGAGGAGGAGGACGAAGAGAAGGAAGAAGAAGAGGACGAAGAGAAGGAAGAGAAGGAGGAGAAAGAGGACAAGGAUGAAGAGGAAGAAGACGAAGAUGAGGAAGACGAAGAAGAUGAGGAAGAGGAGGAGGAGAAGCCCAAGUCCCGAAAGAAGGAAGCCUCACGAAGCAAGGCAAAGAAGGACGAGGAGGAGGAGGACGACGACGAAGAGGAAGAGGAAGACGAGGAGGACGAAGAGGAGGAAGACGAAAAGCCGAAGUCGAAGAAGGAUAGCAAGCGAAGCUCCAGAUCCGAAGGAAAGGGAGACAGUUCAGAGAAGAAGCCAGAAUCUGCGGGCAACUACUUCGUCACCGCGUACAACAAGCGCCGGGAGGAACGGGCAAAAGCUGAAGAGGAGCGGAAGAGGGCCGACAAAUCGAAGGCCCCGGCCAAUGGCGCAGCCGCAGCAAAGGAGAAAUCCACGAAGGAUGAUGAGGCCGACGAGGACGAGGUACGUAUGCUGGAGGAGCUGCGAAAGCGAGCCGAGGAACGGAAGAAGAAGAUGGAGGACCUCAAGAAGAAGGAGGAGGAACUCAAGAAAAAGGCCGCUCCGAAGGAGGAGAGCAAGCCAGAAACCAAGGCCAAAGAAUCCAAGGAGAAGCGAUCGAAGGAGGAGAGCCAAGAUGAGCCUUCGCGUCCCCGAAAGGGCCGCGAGGACCGAGACCGGGAGGAUCGAGGGCGCGACCGCCGCGGGGACGGGCGCAAACGCUACCGCUCCGAGGACCGGAGAAAGGAAAGCGAACCGCGGAAGGGUCGGGACCGGGAGGACCGCGACGAUCGGGGGCGCGAUCGGAGGGGAGAUCGCCGGGGCCGAGACCGCUCGGAGGACCGCCGCCGGGACGACCGGGGCCGUGAUCGACGUGGAGAUCGCCGGGGUCGCGAACGGUCCGAGGACAGGCGCCGCGAUGACCGCGGGCGCGACAGGCGCGGCGACCACCGCGGCCGAGAUCGAUCUGAGGACCGACGAAAGGCAGACAGCCCAGACAAGCGAAAGGCAAAAGAGGAGCGCGACGAAAGUGAGCGAGGCGACAGACGUCAGCGAGAGCCUUCUGAGGAUGACGAAGAUGAGCGACAAGAAAAGAAGCGCCGCCAGGACGAGGAGGAAAAGAGCAAAGCCGAAGCUGACAGGAAAGCCGAGCGAGAAAAAGAAGAGGCAGCUGAGGAGAGACGCAAACUGGAGGAGCUGAAGAGGGAGGACACCAGGCGUCGGACUGACCGCUCAGAGCCCAAGCUCAGCCUCGAGGAGGAAAAGAGAAAGAAGGAAGAAGAGAUGAGGCUUAGGGAAGAAGAGCUGCAGAAGCGGCGUGAGAAGAAGCGAGCGCUCGAGCAGGAGGAGAAGACCAAGAGUGAUGCCGACAGGAAAGACCGGCAGAAGGACAGACGGGUGGACGAGGAUAAGAGAAAGGAUGACGAGGACAAGGACAAGGAGGAUCCGAAGCAGAAAGAGGAAGACACCCGCAAAAGGCUGGAGCAAGAAGCCAAAGUUCUCCGUGAACAGCAGGCGAUGCUCAAUGUUCUCAGGGUGCUGCAGAAGCUGUCGAAUGCGACGCCCGAGACGUUUGAGUCUCUGAAGAAGGAGCUGGAGGAGGUCUUGCGAACCGAGCUGCCUGAGACGGGCGAGCAGCAGACGGUCCUCAAGGCAGAGGCCGAUCGCGUUUUGGAGUAUGCGAAGCUUUAUGUGGCUGAGGUUUCAGGCAAAAAGCCUGGCUCCUGA